AUGGAGGGUUAUGACUUGGGUGUGAGAAAAGGAGCUUGGACUAGAGAGGAAGAUGAUCUUCUGAGGCAGUGCAUUGAGAAUCAAGGAGAAGGAAAGUGGCACCAAGUUCCUUACAAAGCAAGGUUGAACAGGUGCAGGAAGAGCUGUAAACUAAGGUGGUUAAACUAUUUGAAGCCAAAUAUCAAGAGAGGAGAGUUUGCAGAGGAUGAAGUAGAUCUAAUAAUUAGGCUUCAUAAGCUUUUAGGAAACAGGUGGUCAUUGAUUGCAAGAAGGACAGCGAAUGAUGUGAAAAAUUAUUGGAACACUCGACUGUGGAUGGAUUCUCGCCUGAAAAAGGUGAAAGAUAAACCCCAAGAAACAAUAAAGACCAUCGUAAUAAGACCUCAACCCUGA
Messenger RNA from Prunus mume (Japanese apricot), 393 nucleotides. The record is from RefSeq and is a predicted model, not a curated record. Lineage: Eukaryota; Viridiplantae; Streptophyta; Magnoliopsida; Rosales; Rosaceae.